AUGAAGCCGGAUACAUCCUCUGAUGGAGAGUCCCAGGGUACGUCUCCUCUUAGGUGUGUGACCAGGAGAAGACUUGCUGCCAAUGCCAGAGAGAGGAGAAGGAUGCAAGGACUCAACACAGCCUUUGACAGUCUGAGGAGAGUGGUGCCCCAGUGGGGUGAGGACAAGAAACUCUCCAAGUAUGAGACUCUCCAGAUGGCGCUGAGCUACAUCAUGGCUCUAAGAAGAAUCCUCUCAGAUGCAGAGAGGUUUAGCUGUGCUGGAGAAUGGAUGGACGUUCAGCACUUUGGCCAUCUGGGGCUGGAUAAAUGCUAA
Bombina bombina (fire-bellied toad) is the source of this 315-nucleotide messenger RNA. RefSeq names its product atonal bHLH transcription factor 7 (gene ATOH7). Lineage: Eukaryota; Metazoa; Chordata; Amphibia; Anura; Bombinatoridae. Gene Ontology annotation, molecular function: protein dimerization activity. The record is from RefSeq and is a predicted model, not a curated record. The transcript has a single exon. Bases 1 to 315 code for a protein of 104 amino acids.